GAUACCAAAAACCUCCAGGCGACCUAUACAAUUUUUUGAAGCUGAGAAUCAUCAAAGAGAGCUGUGGGGCAUGCAUUCGGCCUUUGCCACACGUAAACGGGCAUUUUGUUGAUUUAAAAUCAUUACAGACUCUCUAGGACGGUGGUGGAACGGGGCUAAACAGCUAGCUAGCGAUAUUGAGCAGAACAACAACUGAGCUUGCUUAUUUGUCAAUUACUACGUUCUAACGUAAUCAACGAGAGAAAUGUCUACCGAGCCCACUAUCACCACACCGGAGAUGGCCAGGGGGCCCCCGAGUUCAUUCGAUGGGGUUUUAAAGAAGAUUAUGGAAAUGCCUCCGCCGAAUAUUCUGGACGGCGACGACGACACUGACAAGGAAAAGCUGGGUCUGGGAGACAAUUUUGACCUGCUUGGAAGAGAAAGCGAUAUGGGUCCUUCAGCCGCCCUGACCCCUGCUAUUUGGGAGAAAACCAUUCCCUAUGAUGGUGAAAACAUUCACUUGGAGUACAUGGACCUUGAGGAGUUCCUCGUGGAAAAUGGCAUUGCCACCUUGCCUGACAUGAACCCCCUAAAGGGCAUCCCAAAAGGAGAUGUCAUCAAGACAGAGAAAGUAAAGGAUACCCCCUCUGCACAGAUGAAUGUUGCCAAGCCUGCAAGCGUGUCCCCACUGGCCCUGCUACCCGUUCAGGAAUUGGAGCAUUGUGAGGAAGAAGUGGUGACCACCACUGAUGACUCUUAUAUCAUCUGUGAUGUUACUGCUGAGGUGACAACCGAAGAGGACAGAACGACCCCCGAGGCCGUCAACCCAGAGGAGAUUGAGGUCAAUGUUAACUACGAGCCAGAUCCCACGGACCUAGUCCUGUCCAGUGUGCCCGGAGGCGAGCUGUUUAACCCUCGCAAACACAAGUUCUCUGACGAUGAUCUCAAGCCACAGCCUAUGAUAAAGAAGGCCAAGAAGGUGUUUGUGCCGGAAGAACAGAAGGAUGACAAGUACUGGCAGAGGAGGAAGAAGAACAACGUGGCGGCCAAACGCUCCCGCGAAGCCCGCAGGUUGAAGGAGAACCAGAUCACUGUCCGAGCAGCUUUCCUCGAGCGCGAGAACGCAGCGCUGCGGACAGAAGUCGCCGAGCUACGGAAGGAGUGCGGGCACCACAAGACCACAGCGAGUCGCUACAAAGCAAAAUUCGGACCACUGUAAGGGACCAUUAAAAAGCCAAACCACAAAACCGUAAAUGGACACCCGUACAGUAGACCGCAAAAUGUCAGUCACUCCGUCUUCACAUCAGUCAGGUCAGAAAUAUUCUCUGGGCACUGUUCUUAAAGCGGUCCUGAUUGUUGGUCAUGCAGCGAUCUGCGUGGGUUAUAUCGGCAGUCGGACCACAAAGUAGCCCCUCCUCUUGACCAGACCAGGGCAUCACUAUUAGAAAAGAAGUAGAAGCAAUAGCAUGUAAAUAUGUUUUAUUUUUUAAAGAAUACGAUUAACCAUCCAUGUGAGUGAGGAGUGGGAGGAUAUCAAAGUGCUUCUUCAAAGCAUGUCUUUUAUGAAGUGUACUUUCAUCAUGUCUUGUGUGCCUUUUGGCCAAAAGAGAUCAUUUGGGGUGUUUAUUUUGAAGAAACUGGGUUUUGUUUUUACUUUUUAGAAGAUAGAACACUUGCAGUAGUUUAGACUAGAUCCGUCAAUGUGUUAUUGGAGAAAUUAAGGGAUUUGCAGGUUGCUUCCAGUUCUUUCCAAUUUUAUUGAAUUCUGAAACCCACCUGUCCGAUUUUUUUUUUUAAAUAUAUGUUGUGUUAAGAGCUGGCCUUUUCUUUGCCCACAAAACACUGUCAACUGUGACAUUUCCAAUAAUUUCAGCUACUUUAGGGGAUUACAGUGACGUGGCAAAAAAAAUAAAAGUGCAGCCAUGUUCUGUUCUGUCAGUGGCCGAGCGCUCGUCAUUACCAGCAGCACAGAGCCACGCGCUGCCGCUCGGCCCUCGGUCUCAGUCUGUCUCACGGCCGCUUGUGGCCUCAUGUCACUGACGCCUACUUAGUCCUCUGCAGGUCGUCCGUUAAAGUCACUGACGUUCAGAACUGUCGUGUGUAGAAUCCCUUGGUGCAUGUAGGCCUACUGUAUGUAGUUGUAGCCUUAGAUACUUUGUAGACUUUUCCGCCAUUUUACAGUGUAUUUAGUAUCAUGGGACAUUUAAAAAUCCAUAAACAGUGCAAAUUAAGUUUUUGAACAACUUUUUGGGAUAGAUUUCAAGCAAUGAAUGUGUAACUUUAUUGUAAAUUCUGGUAAAAAAAAAUUAACUGUAAGAGCUUACCAUCUAUCCCUGAAGAGCUGACAUUUGCCUCUAUAAUGGCCGAGUGCUUAUUGUCUCCAAAUGAACGUUAAAGGCAGGCUGUCGGAUGCCAACGUGACUGUAAUUAGUGCAUUAUUAAAACCAGCUGGAGGUGAAAUGUUUAUUGUUAAGCCUAAAACCUUACAUACAUGGCCAGUUGGAUCAGUUGUGAUACCAAUAUGGAGCAUGUUGUCUGCUACUAGACGUGUUUACAGAAGACGUAUUGACCUGUCAUAUAUGCUGUUUACACGUUCAAUGGUUAUUUUUGAAAAACGGAGACAUUUCCCUUCGUUUUUGCCCUUUGUUUAAACGCAAACUGAGAAUUUGCCUCUGAAAACGAGUCCUU
Molecule: messenger RNA, 2667 nt
Organism: Etheostoma cragini (Arkansas darter)
Lineage: Eukaryota; Metazoa; Chordata; Actinopteri; Perciformes; Percidae
Gene: tefa
Product: TEF transcription factor, PAR bZIP family member a
Exons: 4
Coding region: 245-1198 (317 amino acids)
Biological process (GO): regulation of transcription by RNA polymerase II
Cellular component (GO): nucleus
Molecular function (GO): DNA-binding transcription factor activity, RNA polymerase II-specific; RNA polymerase II cis-regulatory region sequence-specific DNA binding
Source: RefSeq, a predicted model, not a curated record